This is a messenger RNA of Rhagoletis zephyria (snowberry fruit fly), 775 nucleotides long. Its product is annotated as peroxiredoxin-6-like. Gene Ontology annotation, molecular function: peroxiredoxin activity. Lineage: Eukaryota; Metazoa; Arthropoda; Insecta; Diptera; Tephritidae. The record is from RefSeq and is a predicted model, not a curated record. Gene Ontology annotation, cellular component: cytosol; mitochondrion. Gene Ontology annotation, biological process: cellular oxidant detoxification; cell redox homeostasis.
CGUGGCAUUACUGUGAAUUGGCAUCAGUAAGUGAACAACUGUGCUUGUGUUUAAAUCGUUGAAUAUUUAAUAAUAAUUAAUAAAAUAAUAAUAAUUAAAAAUGCGUUUGGGAGCAACAGUGCCGAAUUUCAAAGCCGAAACCACCAAGGGGCCCAUUAGCUUCUACGAUUGGCAGGGCAACUCUUGGGUUGUACUAUUCUCGCAUCCGUCGGACUUUACACCCGUCUGUACCACUGAACUGGGUCGCAUCGCUGUCCAUCAGCCGGAGUUCGCUAAGCGUAAUGCCAAGUGUUUGGCCCAUUCAGUGGAUGAUCUGAAGUCACAUGUUGACUGGGUAAACGACAUCAAGUCCUAUUGUCUGGAUAUUCCCGGUGAAUUCCCGUACCCCAUAAUUGCCGAUCCUCAUCGUGAUUUGGCUGUACUCUUUGGCAUGUUAGAUGAGGAGCAGAAGCGAGAUGUAGAAAUUGGCAAAACCAUACGCGCACUCUACAUCAUCAGCCCCGAUCAUAAAGUGCGUUUGUCGAUGUUCUAUCCCAUGUCCAUGGGCCGUAAUGUUGAUGAGAUUUUGCGUUGUCUUGACUCAUUGCAAUUGACAGACAAGCUGAAGGUGGUGGCCACACCCGCUAACUGGACGCCUGGUACGAAAGUUAUGAUUCUACCCGAUGUGACCGACGAGGAAGCAAAUAGACUAUUCCCAAAAGGCUUCGACAAGGUUUCAAUGCCGUCCGGUGUCAACUAUGUCAGAACCACGGAAAACUACUAGAUUUUAAUGCUG